Molecule: messenger RNA, 1663 nt
Organism: Falco peregrinus (peregrine falcon)
Lineage: Eukaryota; Metazoa; Chordata; Aves; Falconiformes; Falconidae
Gene: CENPP
Product: centromere protein P
Exons: 10
Coding region: 470-1429 (319 amino acids)
Biological process (GO): CENP-A containing chromatin assembly
Cellular component (GO): nucleus; chromosome, centromeric region
Source: RefSeq, a predicted model, not a curated record
AUAACGACCUCGGAACCGCCCUUCAAGCUGCUCUGUUGUUUCGCGAGGGUGCAAUGAAGGAGCGGCUGGCACCCCCUGUUCGGGCAGCAGCUGUGGCAGCGCCCAGGCCCGCAGCGGGCUGCUUGGGCGCGCAGUUCGAAGGAGCGAGCGCGCGCUGCUUCCCUCAGCUUCGCUCUUCGCUCUUCAGCGCCGGCCCUCGGCGUGGCUGGGCGGCUCUCCCCCCUCCCCCGCCUCCGCGGGCGGCUCUCCCCCCUCCCGUGCCCCCCGCGGGCUGGCGCGGUGCUGCGGCACCUGUGCGCCUCAGCUGCGGCUUCCCUGAGGGGCGGCCGUUAUCCUACUGCCUUGUGAGCCCCGCAGGCUGGAAGCGAAGUUCUACACUAACCCCUGAAUGCUUUUCUCAGCAUUUCUUGGGGCAGCAUAAAAGCAAAUGCUUAGGGGUGUAUACGGGCAGGAGCAUUGAUUCUCAGAAAUGGACAACAGCAUUUUUCAAGUUUAUGAAGAUGAAAUCCAGUCACUGGAAGAAGAAAUUGAACUAUUGGCUGAAAAGUAUGAAGAUAGUCAACAAGAAUCCACUUUUUUUUCUGAUGAGGAGAUACUAAUGUCAAUAAGUUCAUACCAAACAGAAAUUAAGGGACAUGAAUUUCCUUCAAACCUGAAAGCUGAGCUUGAAACCCUAGAAACAGAUCUCUCAUUUUUAAUGAAAUUUACUGGUAUUCAGUUCACAAAUCAUUCCAAGAAAACAGUGGAAAAAACUAGAAACAGAACAGUGCAGAAGCACAGAUUAUCAGGAAAUUGCCACUCCCUGUCUUUUCAAUUGGACUUCCAGCUUCUUGAAAUGCAGAACAAAGAGAAUGUCUCUGUUGUUAUUACUGAUCUCAGCAUUAGAAUGGAAUCUGGAGAAAAUUCAGAUGUGAGCAAGUUUGUGGAAAGAGCUGAAGAAUGUGGCAAUCUCUUAACAUUUUUCAGAAGCUUUUCAUCUUAUGCUGAGUGGUAUGAACAUCGUAGAUGCACCUUCCGACAUUUCAAGGGUAAUUACAUCCUGAAACAUGAUCCUGAAGCAGGGCUGUGCAGAAGCUGCAGUGAAGUUAGUCAUCCAAAUAUGAGAAGUGAGUCGGGGGGAAGCAAGGGAAUAAUGGCCAAAUACCCUGAGAUCGUGACCCUUCCGGAAGGACUGCUGGGAGAUCACAUCGUUCUAAGGAACCCCAACACUCCCGGGUUUGAAUUAAUGAUUGUUUGGAAGAUACAUAUGGAUGAAGAAGGGGUAACUAUACCUGUUCUGGACCUCCUGACUAAAGUACCAGAGAAAGGCCUGGAGCAGAAGAUGGCAACUAUUGAAAAUGCACCCAGCCACUUCCGAAGCGUGCUGCUUCUCCUCGGGAUCGAGGCAGCUAUUGACAAUCUGAUUAAAGUGGUUGGCUCAGAAAAAUGAAUACCAGCAUUACUUACAACAGGUAGCAAUUUCAAAAGUAGUUUUAAUUAAGAUAUUGUGUUACACAGUCUAUAAUUUUAUUGGAUAUAAACAUUAAGUUAUUUUCCAUUUAGAAACCAUAAUCAUAAAACAUGCUAUCUGUACAAUUAUGGCACGUUAUAUAUAAAUUGUCAUGACAUGAAAAUAAAUACAGCCAUUUAAAUACAAAAAUGCCAAAUAAAAUAGUUACAUGUA